AGCCCCUUUCGUCCACCCUAUGAUGGUCCAUUCCGGGUGCUGGAAACAGGACAAAUUUUUUGUCCUCGACAUCGGGGGCAAGCGAGACCGGGUGUCAGUGAACCGCCUUAAACCCUCUCACUUGGACUUGGACUCUCCGGUGGUGAUUGCCCAGCCCCCACGGCGGAGCCGUCCUCCAUCUACCGCGCUUCCACAGUCAACGAACCCUGAACUUCCUGUUCCUGCGGCCCAGUGCCUGAUGGCCAGAGCAAGUUUGGCCGAGCACUGCGCCCACCUCACCGGAUGAACUUGUCUGUCUUUGUGAAUUCUGGGGGGGCAUGUGUAGGGUCACCACGUUGUACAUAAUUCACAGCCAGCCAUUACGUGUUUACUUGAAUGGUAUUGUUGCAGUCACAGCCUGCGCUUUUAUCUGUUGAGUUGUUGUGUACUGUUUACUUUAUCGUGUUCUGAUGAUGUUGAGUGGCGCAACUUGUGUGUAACUUUAAACUGACAUGCGAACAAGUUACGAGGAUUAAAGUCUCCCUGAGUUCAGGCUUUUAAACCUAUUUGCAGUAUCCGUGUCUCCCCAUAGUGUCGACUCCUUUACAGUGUUCACCACUCUAGUUCACCCAAAACAAACCAGAAAAGGGACUCAAAGUGCUAAAUACCGGAAUUAUCCUUUAACUCAGAGUUAUAGGCAUGAUGUCUGUCUUUGAAGGCGUAGUGAAUUUGAAGCUUAGUUUUUCUGAAUUUACAUUAGCUUUCCUGCAUUCUCUCUUCUGGUUUGCUACAGUUGGGAUAUUCUGCCAUGGUGCUUUGGGUUUGCUGGAAAUAAACCCAGCAUAGAACGAUCAUGGAAUCAAGAUAGCAAGUUGCAAAUCCAAGUGUCAUAUAGGCCAGAGUGAGGGAUUUAAAUUUCACACUAGCUAAAUGAAUGAAGAGUAACUAACAGAGGAGUUCCAUGUGCUGCUGCAGACGUGCUGCUGCAUUCAGAGACAUGUGUAAUGAUCUCACUAUGUAAUCAGGUUGGCCAGCUAAUAAUGCAUGUGUCACCAAAACCAUGCCUGCACAAGAGGUUGUGUGGUAUAUUGUGUUAUGGCCUGAUCUUCUGAAUAUUGUAUAGGAUAAACCAAUGUGACUGGGACUUCAUGUUACGAAAAAUGUUGUUGGUCAUCAAUUGUGACCCAACAUGCCGUUUUAGCAGGGAUCAAUGAAGAUGAGCCAACCUGGACACGGAUCUGUUGGGAAAUAGCUUAGUUUAGAAUACCAGUAUCUCAGUUUUUGGAGAGAUUGAGUUGAGGUUGCCGAUCUUUCACCCAGACUAAAACACCCCUAAGGCAUGGAAAAUUGUAGUGACCAGGGAAGACAGAAAGUUGAGCAUAAUCUAGGCAAAUUCAUGGGAGUGAAUGAUCUCACCUAAGGAAAUGUAAAUGGAGAACAGGAGUGGACCAAGAAUUGAUCCCUGAGGUGCACCUGUGGUGUUGUCACGAGACUUUGAUACUUAUCCUUGCCAAGACACACUGAAGGAACAGCCUUUGAGGUAGGAUGCAAACCAAUUAAGAGCUUUCUAGAUCUUUUCAAAUAUAAUGUGCAGAUUAUGUUUAUAAUAUAGAGGUAGGCCUACUUAAUCAUGCAGGACAAUGACUCACUCAAUAAACAUAAAGAUAUUAUUUAACAUUCUUUAAAUGUUUUUUUAAAGCAGGAUUUAUUUUGCAAAUCAGUUUAGUAUGAUCCUUGAAGUACAUGGUUUUGUUUGGUAAAAGGAUCACAGGAUUCCCCUCUUGUCUUUCCUGAGCUGACCUCAUCCUAAAGGUUUCAGUGGGGAGCCAUGUGGUGGCCCACUGAAACCACUUCAAAUCCUAUUAAGGGUUUCCAUAGGUGAUCCAAAGCACAAGCUUUAAGGGCGCUUCAUAAGAGGGUUUUGGUGGGAGCCGUCUCAGAGGGGAUUCUUCUCUCUACUCAGAGGAGGCUAGCUUGUGUGCACAUGACAAAGCAUCAAUCUCACUCGACCCACUGAGGAGAGCACCUCUUGGAAUUCCAGCCCAGUGCUUCCCCACUGACCACAACUCAUCUGUGACAGCAUGCACCUGUUUGUGGGCUCACAUUGAAUGGUACAGUCCAACGCCUACCCCAUCCUCAUGGUUCCUCCUGGGCCAGAUGGCUAUCCUGAGAAUCCUAUUAUCAACUUCUCCUGGUGGCACACACUUCUCCUUGGAAUCACACCGAUUUCUUUUCUACUCAGAGGGAUUUAAAAACGAUUUAAUUUUAUCUCAUCGAUCUGGUCCUCCCCUUGAUCCAAUGUCAGUGCAUUCAACAUGUCAGCAGAAAAGGAUCUGAAGAAGCCUAAAAAGAAAAAGCAAGAAGCUGAUUCAGCAAAGACCAGCGGUGCAGAUGCCAAACCAAAGAAGCCAAAAGCCAAGAAGACUGAAGAAGUCUCAGACGAAGAAGGCAGCACACCUUCAAAAAAUGGAAAAAAAGUGAAGAAAAAGAAACCUGAGAAGGAUAAAGAGGAAACAGGAGAAAAGGACACAAAGAAGAAAGCCAAAAGUGUGCCCAAAAAGAAAUUAAGUUUAGAUGCAGAAGAUAAUAAUGAUGAUGAUGGUGGUCAAAAAACAACCAAGAAAAAAAUCACAAAGGAGAGUUCCCUCUCUGUUGCCAAGGAUAAGAAGUCAAAGGCCAAAGACACUAAAAGUGAGUCAGACACCAAAGAAAAGACUUCCAAGUCCAAAAAGCAGCCUGUUUCCAUGUUUCAAAUAAAUGGAGACAAACCACCUGUCCCAAAAAAGGAAGCUUCCAAGUCUGACGAUGAUGAAAGUGAAUCGGAGAAUAAACCUAGCAAAUCCAAAAAGAAGCCCCCUGCAAGUUCUGCCUCAAUGUUUCAAACUGGAGGGGACAAAGACAAGAGUAAAGACAGGAGCAAAGAGAAAGACAAGAGCAAAGACAAGGACAAGAGCAAAGACAAGGACAAUGACAAAAAGGGGAAGAAGAAGGCAAAAGCUGAUGACAGUGAUGAUGAGGGCACCGAGACGACUAAAAAAACAAAGGGCAAAGGCAAAAAAAGCAGAAAGGAGGAACGACCUCCAUCGCCUGAAAUAGAGUUUGAUGACCUGGAAGAAUUUGUUCUCCAGCCUGCUCCUGAAGGGGUCACUGUGAAAUGCAAAGUCACGCGGGACAAAAGGGGAAUGGACCGAGGCUUUUACCCCACAUACUUUAUACACCUGGACAAUGAAAAGAAGACUUUUUUGUUGGCUGGGAGGAAACGUAAGAAAAGCACAACCUCAAAUUACUUGAUAUCAAUAGAUGCCACUGAUUUGUCACGAGGAGGUGAAAAUUUUGUGGGGAAGUUGAGGUCAAAUCUUGUGGGCACCAAGUUCACUGUGUUUGAUAACGGUCUUAAUCCUGACCGAGCCCUCAGAGACAUGUCCAAUGCUCGGCAAGAGCUUGCAGCAAUUAUCUAUGAGACUAAUGUCCUGGGUUUCAAAGGCCCGAGAAAGAUGACUGUGGUCAUCCCUGGGAUGAACGAGGACAGUGAGCGAGUGCCAAUCCAGGCCCGCAAUGACUAUGAUGGGCUACUGAUGCGCUAUCAGAACAGGCAGAUGGACAACCUGAUAGAGCUGCACAACAAGACUCCUGUUUGGAAUGAUGACACUGCGUCUUACGUACUCAACUUCAAUGGUCGGGUCACGCAAGCUUCUGUGAAGAACUUUCAGAUCGUCCACAGCAAAGACAGCAGUUACAUUGUGAUGCAGUUUGGAAGAGUGGCUGAGGACAUCUUCACAUUGGAUUAUAACUACCCCAUGUGCGCUGUUCAAGCCUUUGCCAUCGCUCUGUCCAGUUUUGAUGGGAAACUGGCCUGUGAAUAGACUUUGAUUACAGUUUUUUUUUAGCCCAAACAAACUUAAAAGGACAAAAACAAGAAUCACCCCAUCUCAGAUGAUCAACUUCAUGGAGUGUAUGCACCUCCAGUAUAAGGGCCAUACUUUUCAUUCAUCUCAUGAGGGCAUAUUGACUCUGAUGAUUAAGUGUCUUCCAGGCGUGUGGUACUGUAGCCUUCAACCGAAUGGUUUAACAUGAAUUUGAUCAACAUUACUAAUUGAGCCACCAGACUCAUUAUUAUUUCACAGUAUAUUACCGUAGUCUUAUGUCAGAGCAUAUUAGUCUUAAUACAAUCUUCCAGAUUAUAGUAGAAUCUGAUUUACACAAUUGUUGCCCUAAAACACAGUGAUAAUAUUGGUGUACAUGUGCAAUCAUGUACUAUUUCUUUACCUCUUCAACAACUUUGUGCUGUGGUUUCUAUUCAAGUAAUUUUUCACUGAAAAAAAAAAAAAAAACGAUUUAUGAUAUUAGUGUAGGAUAACCUUGUAUACUCCAAAUGUAGUGUUCAUUAGCAUUAGUAAUUGACAGCAACAAUUUGAGUGGGAAUUGUUACUUUGUCUUGUUUCAACAUGCCUUUACUUUAUUUUGCUUUAGCCUUCUUUUCAUGGUGACUUACUGUGUAAUUUGACAGUUGCUCAUUUCUCCCAGUGAAGUCUACAGUAGGCUACAGCUGGGUCUACGGGACAAGGUUUAACGUGUUUUGAUGUAUUUUUAUGUGUCACAUUGGAUGUGUCUUGUUUUGAA
This is a messenger RNA of Alosa sapidissima (American shad), 4599 nucleotides long. RefSeq names its product TUB like protein 1a (gene tulp1a). The record is from RefSeq and is a predicted model, not a curated record. Gene Ontology annotation, biological process: protein localization to cilium. Gene Ontology annotation, molecular function: actin filament binding. The transcript has 15 exons. Lineage: Eukaryota; Metazoa; Chordata; Actinopteri; Clupeiformes; Clupeidae. The coding region runs from base 2295 to 3842 and encodes 515 amino acids. Gene Ontology annotation, cellular component: cilium.